Messenger RNA from Setaria italica (foxtail millet), 2308 nucleotides. RefSeq names its product coatomer subunit beta'-1. Gene Ontology annotation, molecular function: protein binding. Gene Ontology annotation, cellular component: COPI vesicle coat. Gene Ontology annotation, biological process: retrograde vesicle-mediated transport, Golgi to endoplasmic reticulum; endoplasmic reticulum to Golgi vesicle-mediated transport; intra-Golgi vesicle-mediated transport. The record is from RefSeq and is a predicted model, not a curated record. The transcript is spliced from 9 exons. The coding region runs from base 1154 to 1978 and encodes 274 amino acids. Lineage: Eukaryota; Viridiplantae; Streptophyta; Magnoliopsida; Poales; Poaceae.
ACCGGCGCUAUUCUUUUAGUAGCGGGAGAUGUGCGCUAGUGGUGACUUUGUCAAUCUCAAGAAUUUGCCAGCUCAGUCUUUCAGAGGUGCUCAUAGGGUUGGACUGAGCUCCCAGAUGAAGUUUUGCACUCAAUUAUUGAGUUGUUGAGCUGCACCAGUUUUUUUACCUUCUUGCCUUGAUCGCCAUCUGCCGCAAUUGGCGUGCAGUCUUCAUGAAAGCCAAAUCCUCUUUCUGCAAGCUCUUCCCACCUCUGAUGAUCUGAAGCUGUGCCCAAUUAAGCAACGAUGCCCACUCUGAAGUUCAUCACACAGCAGCUCAUCACACUGAAGUUGCCAUUGCCAAAGAACUUGAGAUGCAAACUCUUGGAGCUCCGAACUGGUAACUUGUGGAACGUUCUAGAAAGAGGAGACACGGUUUAUUCCAUCAUCAGGAAGCUAAGGAAGCUUAUUAAUUUGCUACAGGCCUACAGCUAUCGUCCGGGGUGAGAGCCUGAGACCUACAAGCAAGCCUACACGGUCGUCACCGGCGGCGCGCAUGGUGGGGUUGUUCACUUGGCGCCGCCGUGGGCGCUGGCCAUGUCGACGGGGGGGCUCUCGACGUCCUCCAUGUCCUCGCGCACGAACACCGCCUGGUCCAGCACCGACGGCCAUGUGCCCUGCCGGUUACAGCGUGUGGCCUACGUUACAGCGAUGAAGUGUAUCCAUUCGCUAGCGGGAUGUUGCUGCCCAGUUGGGUGACGCCUAGUGUUCUCUCCCUGGAUGGAUAGCUAAAGGGGUGGACUUGGCCUUGUUCUGUAUCGAGUCAUUGAAAGGGGUGGACUUGGACUUGGACUUGUUUCCUGCCAUACUCUAGUUGUUGUUCUCGAUUCUUAAUUAUCUCCAUGCAGCCACACCUCUUCACACCUCUGCCAUACUCUAGUUGUUGCUCUCUAGCUACUUGGUCGCGCACCUCCGUUCAUUGCUACUCCCUGGAGACUUGCUUUGGGCCUCCCGGUACUGGUCCCAGGAGAAGAAUAUGUUAAAAUUCAUUCCAUAGAUGUGCAUCCGGCCAAACCAUGGAUUUUGAUCAGUCACGGAGAGACCAUUUCCAUUUGGAACUACGACACGCAGGAGCAAGAGAAAAGCUUUAAACCCGGUAAAACUGGUCAAAUUUAUGCCAAGAGACACAGAACAAUGGAUCGUGACCGGAGAUAGUUCUGGUGUCAUCCGUGUGAUUUUGUAUGAUAAAGAGAAAGAAAUGAAAACAUUCCGACAUGGCGCGGGUGCUGCUAUCACGUCGCUGGCAAUCCACCCAGAAAAACCACUCGUGCUAUCGGCGGAUGCAAAUGGUGUGAUCUGGCUAGAGAACUGGCAAGAUGGUAGGGUCAUUAGGAACGACAAGGUACCCGCCAGGAGGAUCCAUGUCAAGUUUAACCCAAAGGACAACUACAACACCUUUGUUAGCACUGACGAGCAUGACCUAAUGAAGGUCUGGGAAGUUAACGAUUCCACCCAGCCACCUACCGCCAUGCUAAAAGAAGAAAAGUUGGGGCAAGAUAACUUUUUCGAUUAUCUUUGCGCCGACGACAGUGAUCAGCAGUAUAUGAUUAUAUCGAAGAAUCUGGCUGAAGGAGGGGCUAUCGCAUACAAAUGGGAUUUGCAGGCAGAGAAAAAGGCUCACACAAUUCUUUUCCGAGGCCAGGAAAUUACCGCGAUGUCGUGCCACCCAACACUUCCGGUAAUAGUUUUAGGUAUCAGGUCGUACCCCGGCGCUAUUUUCUUGUGGAACUCCACUAAUAACAGGCUUGAAAAAGUGAUUGAUGAGUGCUACUUUGGUUUAAUUAAAGAGUUUGGUUUUAUAGGCUCAACAAGGCUCAUCGUCAGAUAUGAUAAAGAUGAAUACGAAAUUCAAGAUGAAAUAAGAGUCCUGGAAAUCGAUUUGACAACAAUAGCAUAUCAGCAAGGCUCGUCGGCAAAUAUGAAGGAUAUGAAUGUGUAAUAAUUGAAGAUGAAAUAAGAGUCAUGGAAAUCGAUAUGACAACAAUAGCAUAUCAGCAAUAGCAACAACCAUGUUGGACUUGGAGCUCCAUACUACCAUCAGUCCAUCACAAAAUGAUCUGCCAGGACUCGGCAUUACUUUUGAUCAAUUUGAUUUGAAAAAUCAAUUUUUAUGUGUGUGUGUUGACGGGAACAAUAAUGCAAAGUGUCAAUGUGCAUGAAAGAGAGAUUACGUAGUAAAUUUGUUGGCAAAUUUCUAUUCAUGUUGAAAUGCUUUCUAAAUAUAUGUAGUCAAAUAGGGGUAUAAAGACCCUCGUCUCUUGAUCGGACA